Molecule: messenger RNA, 4905 nt
Organism: Betta splendens (Siamese fighting fish)
Lineage: Eukaryota; Metazoa; Chordata; Actinopteri; Anabantiformes; Osphronemidae
Gene: ahi1
Product: Abelson helper integration site 1
Exons: 26
Coding region: 902-4507 (1201 amino acids)
Biological process (GO): motile cilium assembly
Cellular component (GO): ciliary basal body
Molecular function (GO): protein binding
Source: RefSeq, a predicted model, not a curated record
GAGUCACGUGACUGCUAAGGCGGUUAGAAUCCAUAAUUACAGAUAAUUAGAAUUAGCCCUUUACACAAAGGUAAAACCACUGAAAUUUUUUAUUUUUUUCGUUUUAUUUAUUAUAAUUUUAUUUGAUUUUUUGGAAUAACUUUACGUUGCGUAUUUACAGUAAAUUAGUGUCUUUUUUUAUUAAAGUAUUAUAUCAGCAACAACUUUUUAUGUAUUAGUUUCUAUUAUUGCUUUGCUCGGUUAGGGUUACAUUUUUAACAAUAUUAUUAUAACGGUAAUGUAUUUUGUUUAUUACAUAGUUUUAUUGUCUGAAAAGAACAUUUUCAAAAACAUCAUGGCGGAUGUACGUAACAGGCGUUGCUUGCGGUUGUACGUCCCCAACGUGUUGGUGUGGCCCCUCCCCCCACGUUUUCGCUUGUUUUGGUUGACUUGGAAACCAUCGCGGCGUUGUUGAAGUUGAAGGAGGACAGAAUCUCUGCACGGGGGAUACGUGCAUUAGCAUCAGCUAGCUAGCUAGUUAGCUAAUAUUUUUUCAAUUUAGUACACCUGGGACUCGGACUUUCUAAUAAACGUAUCUUUUGGGUUCUCUACGGUUUCUUUGGGUUCGUAGUCCACUAUACCACUUAGUUAACAAUGGCACUUAGCAAGCUAGCUUAGAACGCUAGUGUUACCAUUAUAUAGUUAUUGUAGUUAGUUUUAUCUUAGCUCGGAAGACAUACAUUUUUAUUAUGUUUUAAUAGAUGCUGCAAACAUCACAUACAAGAGCGGUUCGUCUAUUAAAUCCCUUUCACUUUUUGCCAUGCAUCGUUAGCGGUUUCGUAUUUUUAGCUGAAGGGGAAGUCUUCCCUGGAUUAACUGUAUUCUCCCUUUGCAAUAAGAAUGAGCAUUACGUAGCCUGAGGAUGCCAGCAGGUCAAAGUGAAGACCGGGCAAAGACUCGGGAAAGAUUUAAUGAAGUUUUCAAGAAAUACACUGAAUCUGAGAAGAAGUUGAAGAAGAAAAGCCGUGAAACACAGGAGACCAUUGUGCUUCAGAAUCUUAAAAAGAAUCUCAACCUUGAGAAGGACACAGAAGAUGAUGAGACAAUCCUUCAGAACACAUAUCACCCGGAACAGGGUAGUCCUCGCUAUACAAAGAAUAAAAGGAGAGAGAAGGAAAUAUCAGAAAAGGUUAAUAUAAACAACAGUAGAAACCAAGAGGAACCUCAAAUUACAAAAUCAAAGAAGAAAAAUAAAAGGGACCUUCCUGCCCUCCCCAUACCUGAGGACACCACAAGUUUCAUUCAGAAGGAUGUGGAUGAUUCUACUGAGAAUGCCUUCCAUCCAGAUGAUGAUGGUGGCAGAGAAAAGGAAUCAAGACGAAAAAGUAAGAGGGGGAAAAGCAGAGGAGACACAGAGAACAAACCAGAGAGUCAGAUAGAGGACACUGAAGACAAUCUGUUGCAUGAAUACCAGCAGCAGAUAGCACAGGUGGAAGAGAAAACUGUAAAGCCAUCAAAGAUCAAGACAGAAAAAGAGAGUGUCUCCCAAAGUCUAAUGCUGAAUAAUGAUGUGGGGAAGAAGAAAAAGAAGAAGUUAAAAUCUGUAGUUACAGAGUCAGAUGCUGGGGAUCAAGAUGAAGGUGUAGAGCCGGAUGCUGAUGUGGGAAAUGGAACUGAAGCCAAGGGAAAGAAGAAAAAGAAGAAGAAAAAGCACAUUGUCAAAGAUGAAAGUGAGACAGAAGCAGAAGUACCACAAAACACAAGCUUUGAUGACAGUCUUGUGCUAGGAGUGAAUGUGCACAGAACAGACCGCCUCAAAACGGACCUACUCAUCUCACACCCAAUGGUGAAGGUCCAUGUUGUUGAUGAAUCCACUGGACAGUAUGUUAAGAAAGAAGACUGCCAUCGUCCCGUUUCCUCAUUUUAUGAGCAGGAGAACGUUGAUCACAUUCUCCCAAUCAUGACUCAACCUUUUGACUUCAAGAAAAACAAAUCGGUUAUCCCCGAGUGGGAGGAACAGAUCAUCUUUAAUGAACGCUUUGGUUACUUUGUUCAACAAAGUGACGAAAGCCCCAGGGUUAUUCUCUUCUUUGAAAUUUUGGACUUCAUAACAAUGGAAGAAGCAAGAGCCAAAGCUGAUGUAGAUAAACAUGAACGAGGAUUCAGAAAGGUUGCAUGGGCAUUUCUCAAGCUUGUUGGCACAAACGGUGUGCUGAAUAUCGACAGUAAACUUCGCCUGCAGCUCUUUUGCCCUCUUCCUCGAGCAAAGAAACAACCUAAAACCAUAGAGGUGGUGGAGUGGUGGCGGAAAUACCCUCGUCACAAAUACACAUCCACGCUUUAUGUUACAGUCAAAGGGAUUAAACUCCCUGAGCAUGUGGAUCCUAGCAUUCGCUCCAUGAUGGCGCUGCAGGAAGAGCGAGGCAGCACAUCCUACAGCGAUCUGCAGAACGAGGUCACCAAGAGAAGUCUGACACAACCUAUGGACAGCAAGCCGGCAGUCUUGAGAUGGAGCAGGCUACCUGGUCAGAUCUGUCGGAUACCUAACAAGCCCUUGCUGGCUUUUCGUGGAGGUCAGAUGGGCUGUUUCACUGUGCUAUUUUCUCAUGCUGGGACAAUACUGGCUGCUGCUUGUGCUGACAGAGAUGCAUUCCCUGUUGUAGUGUAUGAGAUUCCCUCCGGAAAGGUUUUGGCUGCCUUCAAUGGCCAUCUGAAAAUUGUGUAUGAUCUCUGCUGGUCCAGAGACGACCGAAGCCUUUUGUCUGCCUCCUCCGAUGGAACUGUCAGAGAGUGGAAUGUAGAGAGGCUUCAGGGAGCAGCCCAGAAAGUGCUCACUCAUCCAUCCUUCGUGUACUGUGCUCAGUACCACCCGUCAGCACAAAACCUGGUGGUGACCGGCGCCUACGACUCUCUGGUACGAGUGUGGAGGCUUGAUGUUGAUGACAUAAAUGGCGAACUGCUGCAGGACUUCGAGGUCCAUGGGAGUUUCAUCAACACAGUUUGUUUUGACUCUGAAGGAAGAAGAAUGUUCUCAGCAGACAACACAGGCCUAAUAAAUGUGUGGAAAACCCCAGUAAAUGAUGGCACGCAGCAGUCGUGUCAUCGUUGGUGUAUAGAGAAGAAAAUUGACGAGUGUGACCUCAGCGGUAUCCCCAUAAACAAGCUGCAGCUCCAUCCAAAUGGGCGGUGCCUCCUCAUUCAUGCCAAAGACAGUGUCCUAAGGAUGAUGGACUUAAGAAUUCUGGCUGUAAAGAAGUACACUGGAGCCACCAACUACAGAGAGAGAAUUUACAGCACUUUUACACCGUGUGGGAACUUCAUCUUUUCUGGUAGCGAGGAUGGGAUGGCAUAUGUGUGGAAUACUGAUACGGGUGACCAAGUUGCAGUGUACUCUGAGCUUUGCUACCCCACCGCAACUCACGGCGUGUCCUUCCACCCUCACGAGAACAUGGUUGCUUUCUGUGCUUUUGGGCAGAGCCAGCCUGUCCAUGUGUACAUAUACGACCACAAAGUUUCCCAGCUUGAAGUGCACAAGAUAAAAGCAGCGAGCAGAUCAGCCUCUGCAGAUGCCAAAACCAUCAGACACACUCCAGAUUGCAAUGUGCUACAGGACACGUCAACCAUGGACCAGUUUGCACAAGCCACAAGACGUGCCAUGAAAAUGCAGUGUGUUAAGGAACAACUGGAUUCAGUACUUGAGUCGUAUCCAAAGUCUUCAGGAUACGUUUUUGAGCAAGAUAAAACGGGAUUUACUCACACAGGGAGGAACUUGAUUUCAGAGUCUUGUGCAAUGGGAUUGAAUGUCUCGCUGCCACCUCCAUCUCUUCUGUCGCCACACUCCAAGCUGCAGCUCUCUGGAUCCCUGGCAGAGCAGCUUAUCCCCCAGGCAGCUCUUAGCAACCAGAAACGUGGUUUUAGUCCAGUUGGUCAGCAUCUGAAAGGAGUUUCAUCCUUCAGGUCAAAGACCCUUCGUGAUCACGUUCCUUGUGCGGAUGUGGAAACGGAUUCUGCCUCUGUUCAACAAGUAGUUGUCUCACUCUACAACUACAGAGCUAAUCGGUCUGAUGAACUGACCAUGCGUCGUGGUGAUGUCAUCCAAGUGCUGUACAAAGACAAUGACAACUGGUGGUUCGGUCGCCUGCUCAGUGGGCAGCAAGGAUAUUUUCUUGCUUCAUAUGUUGUAGAUCAAAGAGAUUUCAGUGAAGGGGCGUCUCAGUCUGCAGAGCCACACACAGCCUUGUCUGAAGGGACUGCUGAGAGGUCAACGCCGACACGGGUGUCUGCUGCAAUUAGCUCUUCUGGGGAACUUAGGUUUCUUUCUGAGCCAACCCUUUCUGACACUGAACCUGAGAUGGCUGAAAACAAAGCUAGAAGGAAGAGGAAAGUGAAAAAGGCUGGAGCCGUUUCAUUGUCGUCUCAGGCCACAGUUUCAGGCACAGAUGCUCCAGGCUGGACCAGAUCAACAGCAAGACCUCUCCCAAAGAGACCUACAGGUCGGAUUAACGGUGCCUUUGAAUCUGACACAUAAACUCAGACAUUUAAUUGUUGUAUUUUCUUAGACUCUAGUGGAGUUUAUUAUAUGCCAUUUACUAAUAACUAUAAAAAUAGUUUGCCCAAGACUGUUUCUCUUUUGUAAAUGGAAUGUCUGUUUUUUGAUCUAAAAAAAAAACACAUGAUUUCAUAUUACCAUACAUGGCAUGUGAAUUAGUGUAACUGGCAAAAAAUGGUUUUAUAUUUAAACUUGAAACAAACAAAGGUAUAUUUUUAAUUAAAUUCUUUGACAUGAGGAUAUUAAGAGAAAUGGACUUUUAAAAUCUUUUUGAUAUUUGGUCCAUGCUUUGCAGGCUCUUAAGUGCUGUAUAACACAUAAGGUAUUAUCACUUUCAUUGUAUAAUAGUAUAAGUAAAUAAACACACAAAUUAUUUA